Trichoderma virens Gv29-8 is the source of this 717-nucleotide messenger RNA. RefSeq lists its product as uncharacterized. Gene Ontology annotation, molecular function: carboxylic ester hydrolase activity; palmitoyl-(protein) hydrolase activity. NCBI's taxonomy places the organism in Eukaryota, Fungi, Ascomycota, Sordariomycetes, Hypocreales, Hypocreaceae. The transcript is spliced from 4 exons. The coding region runs from base 1 to 717 and encodes 238 amino acids. Gene Ontology annotation, cellular component: cytoplasm. The record is from RefSeq and is a predicted model, not a curated record. Gene Ontology annotation, biological process: protein depalmitoylation.
AUGGUGGACAAGGGUAAAUCAGUUGCUCUUCGGACAGACCCCGUCGUUAUCGACGCCUUGGCUGAACAUACGGCAACGAUAAUCUUCAUGCACGGCCUAGGCGACACCCCAGAUGUACUACUUGGGCCGAUUGAGCAUUGGAGGGGGAGAGGGCAAGUCGACCACAUCAAGUUUGUACUUCCCUAUGCGCCUGUAAUUGCAUUCACGGCGAAAGCGGGGGAGUUUAUCCCUGCGUGGUUUGACAUUCAAGUCUACGACGGUUCGCCAGAUGCGCUCCAGACUGAUGAGGACGUAGACGGCAUUUUCGCCAGCAGAGACUACAUCCAAAGCCUCAUCAAGGAUGAAAUCAAAGCUGGAACUCCGGCAGAACGCAUCUUGCUCGCUGGCUUCUCACAGGGUGGAGUGGUGGCAGUUCUCGCCGGCCUGACGUUUCCGCAGAGUCUUGCUGGCGUCGUGCUUCUCUCGGCAUGGCUACCACUCAUCGAAAACUUCAUGGAAUACGUCCCGGACGAUAAUGCAAACAAAGAGACGCCCAUCUUUCUGGGUCACGGCAUAGAAGACCGCAUGGUGACGCUGGGGUUGGCCAAGAAGAGCCGAGACGCGCUGACGGCGAUGGGAUUCUCAAUCUCGUGGGAUGUGUAUCCCGGACUGGGUCAUGCGACUUGUGAGGACGAGCUGGACGAUGUAGAGGCCUUUAUCGACGAGAACUUGUCUUAG